This is a messenger RNA of Bufo gargarizans (Asiatic toad), 2817 nucleotides long. RefSeq names its product ubiquitin specific peptidase 18 (gene USP18). The record is from RefSeq and is a predicted model, not a curated record. Gene Ontology annotation, cellular component: cytosol; nucleus. Gene Ontology annotation, biological process: protein deubiquitination. Gene Ontology annotation, molecular function: cysteine-type deubiquitinase activity; cysteine-type endopeptidase activity. Bases 161 to 1279 code for a protein of 372 amino acids. NCBI's taxonomy places the organism in Eukaryota, Metazoa, Chordata, Amphibia, Anura, Bufonidae. The transcript is spliced from 11 exons.
GAGAGCGCUUCCUACUGUGAGUGAGUGCACCAGCUCUUGUGUGUGUGUGUGAGCGUGUCUGCUCCUGCACAGGGUAUAUAAGGAAUAUGAGAGCACAGCCUGGUCCUGAGGUUCAGAUCAUCACCUGCUCUGCUGCUUCCACAAUGAUUUUUGGGGCAGGAUGUACGAGGACGGUUAUGUAGAUGUUCAACUGGUAGAAAGUGAAGAGUCUCAGCAAGAUGUCUGCGAAGCUCAGCCAACCAUAAAAUAUUUGUCCUACUCCACAGGGAAAUUUAAAAAUGGAGCAGUUGGACUCUGUAAUAUCGGUGUGACAAAUUGUCUAAACCCACUGCUACAGAUGCUGUAUAUGUACAAAGCAUUUACUGAUAUACUGUGCCGAGUUGGGAAACCAGAUGACAACGUACUCGCAGAGAAGAGGCUGCCUUAUGAACUAUUUGCCCUGUUUGAGGAAAUGCAAGAUAGUAAAGAAGAUGCUGUACCCCCAUACCGGGUGCUGCGCUGUCUCCAGAUGCUCAAAGUGAUGUCAUUUGUUCAGGUCGAUGUUGCAGAUGUCUUCACCUCCUUCUGGAAUCAUCUUCUCCAGAACAUUCCGGAUUCUGACCUGGAAGAAAAGCUGAGAUCGCUGUAUAAUAUCCCUCUGGAGGAACGUCUCACAUGCCAAAAAUGUCUUCACCAGCGCUCUUCCCACUGCGACCGUUUGAUCCUACCCCUCAGAGUUUCUCGCUCCAAAUAUCACAGAAAAUUGACUCUGGAGCGAAUGCUUUGGAGAUACUUCCGCUCCCAGGAGCUAUUUGAAGAUGAGAAUUUCUGCCCAACAUGUGGAAAAAACAGCAGAGCAAGUAAGGUCACCCACUUCCGUUCCCUGCCACGCACAUUAACCAUUCACCUGAAACGUCUCUGUAAAACGAGUUCCCAGUUAGAGAAGAUAAACAGAACAUUGUCCUUCCCUCCAGUUCUAGAUCUGCUUGAGGUCCUGAGCUCAGAACACUUUCCAGACAACGAGCAGAAAACGACCCACUAUAAGUAUCGCCUCUUCGCGGUUAUUGCACAUUCCGGUACGGCGACUUUCGGUCACUUUAGUUCAUACAUCAACAGCUGCAAGGACGGUAGAUGGUAUUUCUUCAAUGACUCCUGUGUAUGUAAGGUGUCCUGGGAUGAUGUGAAAUGUACAUAUGGAAACAUGGCCUUUAACUGGGGGACUACAGCCAGCUUGCUCAUCUAUGUCCAUUCAGAUGUGGAGCUGGACUCUGUGACAUCGGAUUCCAAGUCCCCGCUGUAAUGUGAAUUAUUUACUGUAUGAUCUAUGAAUGUAUGCCUGAUACACACGGACAUAGCACAUCAGCAGCUCAUUGCGCAGUCACAUGCUACGCAUCCCAUGUCAUAGGUGGCAUCUGAGAAACUAGAGUGCAUUCACUGCCGUACACAGCAAACAAGAUGGCACCUGCUGCACUGCAUUGUGCAUAGGUAUAUUUGCUACUGGUGUGAAUGCUACAUCACCAUUGAGCAGCCUGACAUCUUACAGGAAAACCUCAGACUUUUGUAUACAGCUUUGUUAGUGACUAGAGUAUAACAGUGUGCUGUAGAGUCUGGUUUUGCACAAUUCUUUGUGACUUUUGUUGUGUUCCAUGUUAUUUUACAGUGCAGUUACACUUAAUUGCCAUUUUUAUGGCAACACAUACUUGAAGAACCUAAACUGAUGUAUAAGGCAAUCUUAUCGAUUUUUUUAAAAAUAGGAAAUCAUCCAUAAUAUUCAGCAGAGGAAGAGCACGUGGCCAGGACCAGGGCUGGCUGAUUCUUGAGAUUCCUAAAUGCCAGUACCUGAUCUAUAAAUCCUAUAGAUGUAAGGACUGGCACGUUUAUUGAUAACUCAUUAGAGAGAUCCAUGUGAUCUAAUAUUAUAUUAUAUUAUAUUAUUAUUGUUGUUGUUAUUAUUAUAUGAUUGUUAUAAUAUUAGUAUUUCUAUGUUAUUCAGUGUUUAUAUUUCUUGUUCAAUAAAUAUACAAACAGAGACAUAACUUGAAGAUCCUGGGUCCCAGGAGCCUUCACCUACCAUGUACUUUCUAUAUGGUGCCUUCUUAUGUAGCAGAGGGAUAUUUGAGCCCCCUCAGGCUCCUGGGCCCUGCUACAGUAUUCCCUAUAGCAAUGCCCCUGUAUGCAAGAUCCAUUGUAAUUUCUUAAGGAUCAUUUUUUGCAGACAAGAUACAAACAGUAAUAAGACAACCGUAAGCAACGGCGCAGCAGCAUGGCCGGUGUCUGGUGCUACUGUAACAGCUGUGCGUCUGGCCCAUUGUCUACUGACGAUAUCAAUACAGCAUCUCAGCUGCAUUGCACCCAUUUUCAGACAGAUGGGAACCAUGCAGCCACCAUACUGCAUCAAACGUACCAUCACAUACAGCAGCCUUUACCUGUCAUACAUUGACAUCGCCAUUGAGUCAUGGAGUCACUAAGGGGCUAUAUAGACCGUUCUGUAGAUACAUGAGCCCCGGGCAGUGUCUGCGGCAGUGAGGAAGGGCGUUCCAGGGAAUAGGGAGAGCACGAGAGAAGAUCUAAAAGUGGAUGAAAGAGCAAGGUUCAUGUUAAAUAAUAAAAAAAAAGAAAGUCCAGUAUUUGUGAAGGAUUUAUAGGUGUGAACUGCCCCUGCUGUUGACUUAACAGUUCUCUUACUAUAGAUUUAAUUGGCAGGGGCAGGGAGAGCCAGCAGCUCAUGAAUAAGGCUGGGGCUGCACGGCGAUAUUGGGCGUGACAGGCGUCACAGUGCAGCCCCUGAAAUCAAUGGGGUCGCAGCCAACUUGCAUUUUGCCGUGACCCCAGAAUCAC